Molecule: messenger RNA, 342 nt
Organism: Monascus purpureus
Lineage: Eukaryota; Fungi; Ascomycota; Eurotiomycetes; Eurotiales; Aspergillaceae
Source: the annotation of a GenBank genome assembly
AUGGCCUCGCCAAAACCGGCACUGCCGCCCCUCACCGCCCGCCCCCGCGCCGCUAUAAAGGCUGCCGUUCGCCGCCCUGGUAUCGGUAACGUUCUGUCUUGCUCCCAUCCCUCCCCCUUCGCUGAGGUCGCACCUCAGCCGGCUCACGACGCCUCCUCAGCCAUCCUUCGCCGCGAUAUUGGACCACCAUUCCCACCCGGCCUGCGUCGCGUCCGUUGCCUCGCACAGCCAACGCCGACCUUGCCGCUGGAGGACGAUCCCUGCGCUGCGAGUUUCUCCUUCCCCACCGACAGUCCUGGUCAUUCUCCUGUCGCCAGCCCGCAUCCGUCUCUCGGUCGCUGA